Molecule: messenger RNA, 1872 nt
Organism: Silurus meridionalis
Lineage: Eukaryota; Metazoa; Chordata; Actinopteri; Siluriformes; Siluridae
Product: STEAP family member 1B-like
Exons: 6
Coding region: 220-1257 (345 amino acids)
Cellular component (GO): plasma membrane; endosome
Source: RefSeq, a predicted model, not a curated record
UAUGAAAGCGUCUCCGUCUCCGGGAAAGGACGUGUCAGACAGAGUCAGAUAAAGUAUUAGAAUAAUUUUAGAAGGUUGUUUUUAUAUUUACAUUAUCUUUUAGCAAUUUGUUGAUUAAAUGCAGGACAAACACGGUUAACAGCUACACAUAAAUCUGUUGUGGACAGGUUGAGCAGUCUGAAGUUUAUGUGUUAAGGGAUUCCUGCUGUUUGCCUUACAAUGCAGAGAUCUUCUAGUGACUUGGGGGAGGUAGCAACGUACCAUGAUGAAAACUUUCAGCCCUCUGAAGAGGAAACACCACAACUACAGCUCACUCAAAAGGAACUUGAGGGGGGAGAAAUGGAGGCUGAAGAGUUGUCUAGAAUGCAUUUCGACCCCUUGCUGUCUGCAUUUGCACUAGAGGAAUUUGAGUUGCCUGCUGACAUUCGCUUACGAGAGAUGCCCCUUUUCCCCAAGUGGCACCUCCCAUUCAAAGUCAUGACUGUUUUUUUAGCUGUGUCAUUUGUGUACACAUUUCUACGGGAUGUGCUGCAGCCUUAUAUGUCUCAGAGUAAAAAUGACUUUUACAAGAUUCCCAUCCUGGUGUUAAAUAAAGUUCUACCAUGGACAUCAAUCACUCUGUUGGCACUUGUCUAUUUACCUGGAGGACUGGCAUCACUACUGCAACUACACAGAGGCACUAAAUACAGCUCUUUCCCUGUUUGGCUGGAAAACUGGAUGGGUGUGAGGAAACAGUUGGGUCUGCUUUCCUUCUUUCUGGCCUGCCUACAUGCCAUUUACAGCCUGAGCUACCCAAUGAGACGCUCUUACAGGUACAAACUUCUCAACUGGGCCUACCAACAGGUACAAGAAAAAAAGGAGAGUUCAUGGGUAGAGGAUGAUGUCUGGAGGAUGGAAAUCUACAUCUCACUGGGAAUCCUAGGAUUGGGCAUUCUGGCUCUGGUGGCCAUCUCCUCCUUGCCCUCAGUUACGAAUGCACUAAACUGGAGAGAGUUUCAAUGUGUCCAGAGAACUCUGGGACAUGCAGCCCUGUUUUUGUGUACAGCUCAUGCUCUUGUGUAUGGCUGGAGAAAGUGGGUGGAGGUGAAGCACUUUGUAUGGUACACACCACCAUCAUUUAUACUGGCCUCCUUCCUCCCAGGUGUGGUGUUACUUCUCAGGGCUAUAUUGGCCAUGCCCUGUUUCAACAAGAGACUGGAACGCAUUCGAUAUGGCUGGGAAAGGCCUUGGCGAAAGGGAUUAUUAGACAAGGACUAAUAAUCACUCUGGCUUAGAGGCAUAGAGUUUUAAUUUGUGUUUGUGUGUCAUCAUGUUUAUUUUUUAGUUAUGUUUAUUUUAUUUUUUGUUUGAUUUGUUUGCACUGUAAUGCAUCAGGACAUUUAGGUAUGAACUAAUAUCAUUUCUGUUUUAUUUAUUUUCAAUAGUUAUUGUGUUGCAAUUUAAACACUUCGAAUAUGUAUACAUGUUAUUAAAGCAUAUCUUUUUACAAGUCAAUCAUGCAACCAAUAUAAAUUACAGCCAACCAACCAACAGCCAAUCUUCUCUGAGCUCAGGACUUUGCUGAACGUUUUGUUGAAAGUUUGUUGAAAAUUUGUAACUUUUUACUUUUUCUUCUUUUUACUAUAAUUUAGGAGACAAAUCUUACAGAUCUAAAAUAUCACAUGAGAUAGAAGCUUUCUAUAAAUAAGUGCUAGUAAAGAGUUGGUUUUGUAUGUUUAUUUGGAGUCGGGUAUUACUUACAAAGCAAAGUUUUCAUGGGCACAAUGCCCAUUUUACAUAUAUUGACAUAUACUCAGACCAAAUAAUCUGCAUAUGCACUUUAAUGAGUGGUAAAAUAAACCUUGUACAAAUAAAAUAAAUUAAUUCCCCACA